UAUUUGCCUACGAGACAGAGUCGAAGACAGGUUCAAACUAAAGUCACAACUGGGGGAUUGUCUUUGAGCAUCAAGUUCUGCAUCAUACUGUGGCUUGUGCUGAAAUUAGGGACUAGAUGUCUUCGCCGUGCCUUAGCAGCAUCCUGACUCACGCCAAUCUCACCAUGUAUCCGACCGGCCUGCCGGAUGUCCUGUGUCAGCAGCCUGGCAGGCUGCAUGGCAUCAGCGCCCAGGAGAACAGGACCUCAGCAUUCAGCUACAACAGAACUGCUCAAUGGUACAGGCAGAUAAGUCCUCACUGCUGGACAGCAGAACAUGUUCUGGAGUGGCUCAGUGACCAUGUGGAGAGCACGAAGUUUGAUGCGAGCACCCUGAGUCUGGCUUACUGUGCCAUGGACGGCCCCACCCUCUGCCACAAGAACCAGGAAGAGAUGAUUGGGAUCUUUGGCCCACAGCUUGGCCCACACCUCCACCAGAGCUUACAGGAGCACAAGACCAAACAUGAGCUGCAGAGCCUGUCAGCUCCAGAACUGAGUGAGACCUGUCAGCUCCUGGACAACUUCUUGGACACCCUGAACAACCAGAAGUUUCCUUACCUCAGCACUGUCACUUUUGGCCAAGAUGAGGCUGUCAGCAAGACAGACUUUGAAUACCAGGAUGAUUAUGAGCCAGCUGAUUUCACCAUGGAACACAUGACACCUUUCGAUGACACUGAGUACCUGUCUGAUUUUCAGUCCGACAGUGAAUGCAGCUCCUCUGCCAACAGUGGGACGUUCAGCUUUAUGAGCUCACCGGAGUCUGGCAGCAGUAAAUCAGACCCAGAGUUUUCAUACCCUGAAAUAUCAAAGGUUCACAUCAAAACAGAAGAAGAAGAGUGUUGUGUGAAGCGACCCCGAGGGCGGCCUCCUAAAAUCAGCCGGGAACAUGGCAGCAGCUUGUAUGAUAAUCCAAAGAAAAGCAAACACGCACCUCGCGGCACUCAUCUGUGGGAGUUCAUCCGGGACAUUCUCGUCCAUCCAGAAAAGAACCAGGGCUUGAUGAAGUGGGAAGACCGGAGAGAGGGCGUGUUCAAGUUUCUCAAGUCUGAGGUCGUGGCUCAGAUGUGGGGCCAGAAGAAGAAGAACAGCAGCAUGACCUAUGAGAAGCUCAGCCGUGCCAUGAGGUAUUACUACAAGAGGGAGAUUCUGGAGCGGGUCGAUGGUAGAAGACUUGUGUACAAAUUUGGAAAGAACUCCAGCGGUUGGAAGGUUGAGGAGAUUGGUGUGGGCAUGUGAGAUGUCGGUCU
Molecule: messenger RNA, 1285 nt
Organism: Nematolebias whitei (Rio pearlfish)
Lineage: Eukaryota; Metazoa; Chordata; Actinopteri; Cyprinodontiformes; Rivulidae
Gene: elf3
Product: E74-like factor 3 (ets domain transcription factor, epithelial-specific)
Exons: 9
Coding region: 117-1274 (385 amino acids)
Biological process (GO): cell differentiation; regulation of transcription by RNA polymerase II
Cellular component (GO): nucleus
Molecular function (GO): DNA-binding transcription factor activity, RNA polymerase II-specific; sequence-specific DNA binding
Source: RefSeq, a predicted model, not a curated record